Molecule: messenger RNA, 864 nt
Organism: Dacryopinax primogenitus
Lineage: Eukaryota; Fungi; Basidiomycota; Dacrymycetes; Dacrymycetales; Dacrymycetaceae
Product: siroheme synthase
Exons: 1
Coding region: 1-864 (287 amino acids)
Biological process (GO): siroheme biosynthetic process
Molecular function (GO): protoporphyrin ferrochelatase activity; precorrin-2 dehydrogenase activity
Source: RefSeq, a predicted model, not a curated record
AUGUCCUCCUCGACCCAAUUCCCCCCUCUCAAAGGCGACGCCUCCCUCCUCCUAGCCUACCAACUCCAUUCCAAACGUGUCCUGCUCAUCGGCGGAGGUCCCGUCGCCGCCUCCCGCCUCACCCACGCACUCGAAGCCGACGCCCUCGUCACCCUCCUCUGUCCUUCCUCAGGCUUAUGCCCCGAGCUCCUGUACCGUCUCUCCGACCCUUGGUGCAAGAGUAGGAUCACGUACCAUGACCGGCCUUGGCUUGGAACGGAGGAUCUAGACCUGGACGGAGGAGCAGACAUGGUCCUUUCCGCAACGGACGACCCUGGGGUAUCCAAGUCUGUCUGCGUAGCUGCGAGGAGCCGCAGGGUGCCGGUGAACGUCGCUGACGUACCGGAAGAAUGCGACUUUCAUUUUGGGAGUACGAUCCGGGAUGGACCGUUACAGGUGCUCGUUAGCACCGGGGGGAGGGGGCCGAAGGUCGCCAACCUGAUCAGGCGGAGGCUGGAGCGCGCUUUGCCUGAGAAGUGCGGGAUGGCGAUUGACAGAGUUGGGGAGCUGAGGCGCCGCUUGAGGGCGAGAGCGCCCGGGAGGGAAGAGGGGAAGAAGAGGAUGCAUUGGAUGGUUGGGAUAUGUGAGGCUUGGGAGUUGGAGGAUUUGGCCGAGUUGGAGGAGGGGGAUAUAGAGGUGUUGUUGAGGGAUGGGUGGGAGAAGGGCAAGGUGUUGAGCCCGAAGGAUUUGGGCAAGGUGGGCAAGGGGAAGGAGAAGGUGGACAACGGAUUGAAUUGGAGGAGGGAGGGAAUUGCGGGACUCUUGGGCGCCGUCGUUGGCGCUGCUGUCGUGGGACUUGCAGUGUUCGUGCGAAGCUCGAGGUAA